Anoplophora glabripennis (Asian longhorned beetle) is the source of this 2254-nucleotide messenger RNA. RefSeq names its product pseudouridylate synthase 7 homolog (gene Pus7). Gene Ontology annotation, cellular component: nucleus. The transcript is spliced from 7 exons. The record is from RefSeq and is a predicted model, not a curated record. Gene Ontology annotation, biological process: pseudouridine synthesis. Bases 63 to 2198 code for a protein of 711 amino acids. Gene Ontology annotation, molecular function: RNA binding; pseudouridine synthase activity. Lineage: Eukaryota; Metazoa; Arthropoda; Insecta; Coleoptera; Cerambycidae.
UAUGGUCGCAGACGAAUGACGAUUGACGAAUAUAUAGAGAUUUUUUAGGUUACUGGUUAAAAAUGCCUCCAAGACGUGAACAAUUUUAUACUAAAAGAAAUAAGGGGUCCAAAUUUCAAAAUAGAGGCCCACCAAGAAAAAAAGAAUACAUACAUCAAGAUCAACUUAUAGAAGUUGAGGUUGGGAUAUCAGAAUUUAUCAGUAAUUUGGAAGGGUUCUCUGGUAUUAUAAAAGCGAGAUUUUCAGAUUUCCAGGUCAACGAAAUUAAUUUAGAAGGUGCAGUAGCUAAAUUAACUAAUACUAGUGCUCCUAAAGAUUUUACUUCAAAAGUUGAGAAGAUGGAUUAUGAUAAUAUUACAGUUACUCCUCUAGAAAAUAUACCCCAAGAAAAAUGGGAUGCUCUCAAGAGCCUUGUAAGCUCUAAAAAUUCUGAAGUGGUGACUUUAGGAGCAGAUAAUUUUGGAAAAACGGAAAGGACAGAAAUUCAUAAAUGCAUUAAAAAAUAUUUUGGACAAAAAGUAAUUGCUUCUACAGUGACGAUAGAUGAUAAAAAAUAUUUGCAGUUUAAAAAAUUUGUUAAAGGAGAGAAAAGUGAUAUUAGGUUUCAGUGGCCCGAUGAUAAAGGAGAAUAUGUAUAUUUUUUGGUAUAUAAAGAAGCUAUAGACACCAUGGAAGCUUGCUUAAAAAUCGGCGACUGUCUGAAAAUGUCUCCUGCUAAUUUCACAUAUGCUGGCGUAAAAGACAAAAGAGCAAAAACUACUCAGUGGUUCUGUAUUCAUAAAGUGGAACCAUGGAAAUUGAUGAAGAAAACAAGACCCAUCAGAAAUAUAAAAGUAGGAAAUUUUACAUUUAAAGAUGUACCUCUAAAACUAGGACAGUUACAAGGUAACAAGUUUAGGAUUGCUUUAAGAAAUGUAACAGGAAAUGAUGAAUUAAUAAAUCAGUCAAUGAAGCACGUUGAGGAGAACGGUUUUAUUAACUAUUACGGUUUACAAAGGUUUGGGAAUGAUAAAGAAGUGCCUACAUUUGAUAUUGGAAUUAAUCUUCUUUUAGGGAAAUGGAAAGAGGCUGCACAACUAAUUUUGAAACCAAAAACAUCUGAUGAUCCUUUGGACGACGUAUCAAAGGCAAAGAAAAUUUAUUUCGAAACUGAAGAUGCCACCAGAGCAUAUGAAGUGUUGGAGAAUAGUAGAAAUAAAUGCGUAGAGUCUCGGCUUCUGCAGGGUCUAAAAAAAGGACAUGAAAAUGAUUUUGUUAAUGCUUUAGAAAAUAUUCCAAGAAAUAUGAGGCUGCUUUAUAUUCAUUCUUUCCAAAGUUUAGUUUGGAAUAAGAUGGUUUCCAAACGACUGCAAGUCUACGGAUUAAAGCCAGUGGAAGGUGAUUUUAUUUUAUUAAAUGCAAAUAAAGAUGAAAUCGAGGACGAUCCGUUUGAAGUUCCUGAAAAUAUUGACGGCAAAAAUGGGGAAGAAUACAUUAAAUGUGAACAAAUAGUAAAGUCGAUCUCUGCUGAGGAAAUAGAAAAUUUCACGAUAUAUGAUAUCGUACUGCCUUUACCUGGGUAUGAUAUAAAAUAUCCAGAAAACAUGAAACAAUAUUAUAAGGAAGAAUUAGAGAAGUACGGCCUCACCUUAGAUAUGACCAGGCAGAAAGUAAAGAUGUACACAUUGUGUGGAAACUACAGGAAGAUUUUGGGACGUGUGAAGAAUGUUUCUUGGAAGAUACUACAUUACAAUGAUCCAACGGAUAAUUUAAUAAGGUCCGACUUUGAGGAGUUAAGGGGUGACCCUGAACCCGCAGAUGUUAAUGAGGGAAAAUAUAAAGCCUUGGUGAUGGAAUUCGAUUUAGAGCCAUCCUCUUACGCAACAAUGGUCCUUCGUGAGAUCCUGAAAUGCGACACAUCCAGCAGCGCCCAGGCUCGGAUGAACGACUAUCAUGAUGCCCAAGUCGUGAAAAAGAUCAUAAUCGCAUCGAACAGUAACGAGACUGACCAUAAGCCGGAAACGUGUGAUGUGAUCCAAAGCGGCAGUCUUUUGUCUAAUACUGAGAAGUAUGAAGAAUUCAAGAACAGUAUUUUCAAGAGUGUAGAAGCACCCGAGAAAAGGAAAAGUGACAGCGGGGUCGAGGAGAGCGGUAUUAAAAAACAAAAGACGGAGAAUAGGGAGCAGACUCGGAUUGUGAUGGAAACUUCCCUUUUGUAGUUUUCGAUGUUUCAAUUUUAUAUUGUGAUGUUGUCGUAAUAAAAAAAAAGAUUUGA